This is a messenger RNA of Strongylus vulgaris, 354 nucleotides long. NCBI's taxonomy places the organism in Eukaryota, Metazoa, Nematoda, Chromadorea, Rhabditida, Strongylidae. The record is from the annotation of a GenBank genome assembly.
AUGCAGUGGUUAGGAUUAGUUGCUCUUAUCUUGCUGCCAACUAUCUCUUUUCAACUCGGGAAAUCCGACAGGAAAGCAAAACAGGAGAAAAAAGAAGAAGAGAAGCAAAUUCAAAAAGAAACUGAAACGGAGCAGUCGCUUCACCUUGCUCAUCCUCCAUCUAGUGUGACAAAGCAGAGCAUCUUGAAAAAUCACGAAAAUGUGGAUUUUACUGAGCGAAAGUUUGAGAAUGCGAUGUUGGUCUACGUUACUCCGGUCGUGGAAUUCGAAGGGCUACGAUCUUGCAAAAUGGGUGUCGCACAAGGUAACUCAUGUGUCACCGGUAUGGCUUCAGGUCUGUUACCACUGCUUUGA